Molecule: messenger RNA, 4076 nt
Organism: Oncorhynchus kisutch (coho salmon)
Lineage: Eukaryota; Metazoa; Chordata; Actinopteri; Salmoniformes; Salmonidae
Gene: cpdp
Product: CPD photolyase
Exons: 10
Coding region: 199-1854 (551 amino acids)
Biological process (GO): photoreactive repair
Molecular function (GO): deoxyribodipyrimidine photo-lyase activity
Source: RefSeq, a predicted model, not a curated record
ACGAUUAGAGACACGAAUGGCAUUUUGGGAUGUGUAGUUGUCGUAAUACCUGCUCUUACAAAACAUCUUCUCUUACAAAACAAAAAGAACACGACACGCGUGUAAAUGUGUACGUCUGCUGUUGUUUGAAUACAUACAUAUCAAGAAGCCUCAGUUUAACUCUGAAGAGGACUGCGAUACACGUUUACAAUAAUCUGUAUGCAUCGCAGUUUGUUGCUCAUUCCAGCAUCCAAGCACAUUUGGAAGUUUGUGACACUCGAGAGCCAAAGACACUGCUCCUUUACCAAAUUAGUAGGCCCAAGCAGCAUUAAUAAUCGAACCACCAUGCCAGCAGAAAAACGCAAGGCAACGUUGGUCAAAAUGGACAACACCAAACGGCAGAAGCUGCAGGCUGUAAAAGAGGGGAAGAGGGAGAGAGUAGAGGGCUGGCUGCAGGAUGUGGUGGCAGAGCAACGGAAGGAGAAGAAGGACUUGAAAUUCAACAAGCAGCGCCUCCGUUUUCUGUCCCAAACCCAGAAGAUAAAGCAAGGUUCAGAGGGAGUAGUCUACUGGAUGAACCGGGAUCACAGGGUCCAAGAUAACUGGGCGUUGAUCUAUGCCCAGCAGCUUGCCCUCGAAGAGAAGCUGCCCCUGCAUAUCUGUUUCUGUUUGGUGGUACCACAAAACUCAGAGUUGGCCACCAUCCGCCAUUUUGGCUUCAUGCUGAGGGGACUGGAGGAAGUUGCAAAGGACUGCAGUGCCCUGGAUAUUCAGUUCCACCUGCUCCAGGGCUCCGUUGGAGAAUUGCUGCCAGGGUUUGUGGCGGACUGGAGUUUUGGGGCAGUAGUGACCGACUUCUCCCCUCUAAGGACACCGCUGCAGUGGGUGGAGGAGGUCAAAAAGGGGCUUCCGUCGGAUAUCCCCUUCAUACAAGUCGAUGCCCAUAACGUGGUGCCCUGCUGGGUGGCAUCAGACAAGCUGGAGUAUUCUGCCAGGACGAUCCGUAACAAGAUCACCAAGCUUCUGAAGGAGUUCCUCACAGAGAUGCCUUUAGUGGACAAACACCCACACACUGCUCUCCGAACCGCCAAACCAGUAGACUGGGCAGAGGCAUUGUCCUCUCUGGAGGUGGACAGGACGGUGGAGGAGGUGGAUUGGGCCAAGUCUGGCACUGCAGCAGGCAUAGCCAUGUUGGAAUCUUUCAUCGACCUUCGCCUCAAGAACUUUGCCACGCAGAGGAACAACCCCAAUUCUUCUGCCGUUAGUCAGCUCUCGCCGUGGAUCCGCUUCGGUCACUUGUCUGCCCAGCGUGUGGUGCUGCAGGUAAAGUGCUGUGGGAAGAGUGCUGGCGAGUCUGUUUUCUCCUUCACAGAAGAACUGGUGGUGCGCAGAGAGUUGACCGAUAACUUCUGUUUCUACAACCCCAGCUAUGACAGUGUGAAGGGUGCAAAUGACUGGGCCCAGAAAACGUUGAAAGAUCACGCCAAAGACCCCAGGCCAUACGUCUAUACCCGCGAGCAGCUGGAGAAAGCCCAAACCCACGACAAGCUCUGGAACGCAGCCCAGUACCAGAUGGUGAUUGAGGGUAAGAUGCAUGGCUUCCUAAGGAUGUACUGGGCCAAGAAGAUCCUGGAGUGGACCUCCUCACCAGAGGGAGCGCUCUCCAUCGCCAUCUACCUCAACGACCGAUACGAGUUGGAUGGGCAGGACCCCAAUGGAUUCGUAGGUUGUAUGUGGUCCAUAUGUGGGGUCCAUGACCAGGGCUGGGCCGAGAGACCCAUCUUCGGAAAGAUACGGUACAUGAACUACAAAGGCUGCACCCGCAAGUUUGACGUGGCACAGUUUGAGAGGAAGUACUGCCCCAAAGACCUGUAAUGAGGAUAGGAGCUGAGGCAAGUUGGGGGAAGAGUGUAUAGAGUCUGGGAGCCUUUAUAUCCCAUACCUGGGUCAUAUUCGUAAGGGCAAAAACGUAUCAAAAUGUUGUUCAAUGCAAAAAUGAAAAUAAUCCUUUAUUAUUACAUAUUCAGGUGGUCCCUCCGUUUCUUUCUGUUUUGGUGCCUAGUGAAUACUACCUUGUUCUCGAACCUACUCCAGACUUUAAGAUGGGGUCAAGUUCGGCACAGCACAUGUAUCUUUAUCUGUGUUCUUAUUGUUCAGGGCCCGUAUCCACAAAGCAUCUUAGGAAAGGUCCUAGGAAUCCUGUACACUUGUUUUAAGACAACAACCAAAAACGACUCUUAAUUCUUGCCUAAUAUGUUGGCAUGAAUAACUUCUUCUUUUUUAAAUGUUUUAUUUUUUUACAAAGAUUUUUACAAAGAAGAUUUUUUAUUUGAAAGGCAUUGCACUGAAUCAUACAAUAUGAUGGUUGUUAAAAGCAGAAUUUUCAUUAUAUUACUGUUAUAUCAACCCACUCAUCUCUCUCCUUCAACAACUCUGAAUCUCUUUUAGCACAGUAGGCAUCAAGUCACUUGCCGAUAAUGUUGCCUAAAAUAUUUUGAAAGGUCUAUCAUUGACCACCAAAAGCACAGCCCCUAGACAGCCCCUAGAUGCCCCUAGACAGCCCCUAGACAGCCCCUAGAUGCUGUCAAUUGUCAAUUGCCGAGCUGACAAGGUACAAAUCUGUCGUUCUGCCCCUGAACAGGCAGUUAACCCACUGUUCCUAGGCCGUCAUUGAAAAUAAGAAUUUGUUCUCAACUGACUUGCCUGGUUAAAUAAAGGUUAAAAAAAAUAAUAAAAAAAAAAACAUGUAGGUUAAUGAAAUAGUCAAAAAGAAAAAUGUGAUCAAGUAUUUAGGCAUAUCAUAAUGUGAAUUAGGCCUCGUGUAAAAUCAUUGUCAAAAGCGCAAGAAAUACCUACUGUUGCAUGAAGGUCUAUAUUAUUUAUGGGCUAAUCGUAUAGAAAUAUCAAACUAUUCUUUCAACUCCAGAUCAUUGCUUGUCUAUGGCGCAGGAACCACUGUCCUUUACUGUUUUCAAGACACCUGCUGGUAACUCUUAACUGGUUAGGACAGCUCAUGAGGUCUCCUAAAUAUCUGCCGACUAGGUGGGACUCUUGUGACUAAAGAGGCUUCACGCAUAGCUUUUAUUUUUACCCAGGAGAGAAGGAGAAAAAUGUCUCCAUUCUCAGCACCUGCGACCAAUGUUCUACUCUGAGACGCUUUGUUGAUACGGGCCCAGGUAGUACCUCUCCGUUUCACUCUGUUUUCCCCCUACUGCGCACAGCUGGGGGUUUUCAGCCACAGCAUGCUGCUAUUUCAGGUUUAUAUAAAACUACAUGGACUGCAGAAACAAUGUUAUACACACAACUGUAAGUCGCUUUAGUUAAAUGAAUCUGUUAAAUGGAACAUACUGUAGCUAUAGCAAUAUAUCAAUAUGUGUUUGGUUGGGAAGCAGAUCAAACGUGUCAAAUAGGAUGUCAAACACUCUUCUGAGGUCAAAAGGUAAUUAUACUCCAUUUCAUUUGUAUCUGGUAUCUAAGCGACUAUGCAAAUUAUGCUAGUGUAUGUACAUGUAUUACGGUUUUGCGUGAUUGAUUUUCUUUGGCUUGUCAAGAACAUCACUGAUGUUUUUAUUUCACGUGUAUUUCCUAGUGUUAUUUUGGUAACAUCUUCCUUGACACCCAGCGUGGUAACACUUUCCUUGACACCCAGCGUGGUAACACUUUCCUUGACACCCAGCGUGGUAACACUUUCCUUGACACCCAGCGUGGUAACACUUUCCUUGACACCCAGCGUGGUAACACUUUCCUUGACACCCAGCGUGGUAACACUUUCCUUGACAGCCAGCGUGGUAACACUUUCCUUGACAGCCAGCGUGGUAACACUUUCCUUGACAGCCAGCGUGGUAACACUUUCCGUGACAGCCAGCGUGGUAACACAAUAUGUCACAACACGUGUAAAUAUAUUGGUCAUGACAGUAGUAUGAAGGUGUUAUAACAUGUUAUGGCGCUUGGUGUCAAGUAAAGUGUUACCAUUAUUGUUUUGUGUCACAGUUGUCUUACGAAGAGAUUAGCAUUGUGCGUUGUAUUUUUGAAUAAAGUUGUCAUUUGUUUUUAGUAUAGUGUUCUGUGUCCAAUAAAUGUAUUAUUCUAUAAUGUUA